Messenger RNA from Equus caballus (horse), 1022 nucleotides. It is a transcript of the gene FGF21, whose product is annotated as fibroblast growth factor 21. Gene Ontology annotation, biological process: regulation of cell migration; positive regulation of cell population proliferation; cell differentiation. Gene Ontology annotation, cellular component: cytoplasm. Gene Ontology annotation, molecular function: fibroblast growth factor receptor binding; growth factor activity. The record is from RefSeq and is a predicted model, not a curated record. NCBI's taxonomy places the organism in Eukaryota, Metazoa, Chordata, Mammalia, Perissodactyla, Equidae.
GGAAUCCUAGCUCCUGCCAAGUGGGUCAAAUAUCAUGGGUCAGGCACAGGGAAGGUGAUUGGGCGGGUCUGUCCGGAUAUAAAUUCCUGAGCUUCUGCAUCCAUCCCGAGAGACUUGGCUGUCCUCUCAACUGGGAGUCCAGGUGCAAGAGGACCCAGGCACUUGGCUGUCUGAGCGGCAAUCCGGGAUCUGCUUUCCCAGACACCCAGGACCUGAAACAGAUUCUACAGCGUCCAGCUCUUCAAACCCUAGACCCCAGACCUCGCCCGAGGACGUGAGCCACUGAUGGACUGGGACAAGACGGGGUUCAAGUACCAGGGACUGUGGGUCCCUGUGCUGGCUGUCCUUCUGCUGGGAGCCUGCCAGUCACACCCCAUCCCUGACUCCAGUCCCCUCCUCCAAUUCGGGGGCCAAGUCAGGCAGCGCCACCUCUACACAGAUGAUGCCCAGGAGACAGAGGCGCACCUGGAGAUCAGGGCUGACGGCACUGUGGCAGGGGCUGUCCACCGGAGCCCAGAAAGUCUCUUGGAGCUGAAAGCCCUGAAGCCAGGGGUAAUUCAAAUCUUGGGAGUCAAGACAUCCAGGUUUCUGUGCCAGGGGCCAGACGGGACGCUGUACGGAUCGCUCCACUUCGACCCCGUGGCCUGCAGCUUCCGGGAGCUGCUUCUCGAAGACGGCUACAACGUUUACCAGUCUGAGACCCUUGGCCUCCCACUCCGCCUGCCCCACCACAGCUCCCCAUACCGGGAUCCGGCCCCUCGGGCACCCGCCCGCUUCCUGCCGCUGCCAGGCUUUCCCCCAGCACCCCCGGAGCCUCCAGGGAUCCCGGCCCCCGAGCCUCCGGACGUGGGCUCCUCGGACCCCCUGAGCAUGGUGGGGCCUUCACGCGGCCGGAGCCCCAGCUACACUUCCUGAAGCCACAGGCUGUUUAUUACUGGGUCUCCUCUUUAUUUAUUGGGUUAUUUAUCUUAUUUAUUUUUUUAUUUUUCUUACUUGGGAUAAUAAAGAGUCUGAGAGGAGGA